ACUAAUCGAGCCGCCUAUUCAUCCGAGAGCGGUCCAAGCAGCAGCGCGAGCAUAUAGACCACGGUCACACACCAGUCCCCAAAGGGAGGCGGGACUCGGGAGCCAUGGCGAGCGUCGGCGUCGGCGGCGAGGCUCCUGCGGCGGAGACGAUGGCGUCGGAGGCGUACCUGGCGGGCGACGCGGUGAGGGAGGCGCGGGAGCUGGUGGCGGAGCUCUGCCGCCACUUCUACUUGCAGGGGUGGGUCACCGGCACCGGCGGCAGCAUCACAGUCAAGGCCAACGACCCCGCCGUGCCCCUCGCGCAGCAGCUCAUCAUCAUGUCCCCCUCCGGUGUGCAGAAGGAGAGGAUGGUGGCCGAGGACAUGUAUGUGAUGUCAGCAGAUGGCAAGGUGCUUUCUGCACCAGUAGCGAAACCAUGGCCGCACAAGCAUCCAAAGUGUUCAGAUUGUGCCCCUCUUUUCAUGAAGUCUUAUCUAAUGAGAGGAGCUGGGGCUGUGAUUCAUAGCCAUGGAAUUGAGACUUGCAUUGCAACAAUGCUCGAUCCUGGUGCAAAGGAGUUCAGGAUAACACAUAUGGAAAUGAUUAAAGGAAUCAAAGGUCAUGGCUACAACGAUGAAUUGGUGAUUCCUAUAAUUGAGAAUACUCCUUAUGAGUACGAGCUCACAGACUCUCUAGCUGCAGCGAUUGCAGCGUACCCAAAGGCAACUGCUGUCCUGGUUAGGAACCAUGGAAUUUAUGUUUGGGGUGAUUCCUGGAUCAAUGCAAAGACACAGGCUGAAUGCUAUCAUUAUCUUCUUGAUGCUGCUAUCAAGCUCCAUCAGUUGGGCAUUGACUGGACAACUCCUGAGCAUGGUCCAAUAAACAGUGCCAAAAGACUGCGCACUUUACUUAGUCCUGGCAUCCCUAAUGGAUGUCAUCCUGCUGACUCAUCAAAGCAGUGUGUGGUGCUUGAUAUCGAGGGAACUACAACUCCAAUAUCUUUUGUGACUGAUGUCAUGUUUCCUUAUGCCCGUGACAAUGUGCGAAAGCAUCUGACAUGUACAUAUGAUUCCGAAGAAACCAAAGAAGACAUCAAACUGUUACGCAUCCAAGUUGAAGACGACCUGGCGAAUGGAAUUGUUGGGGCUACUCCAAUUCCACGUGAUGAUGCUGGCAAAGAAGAGGUUAUCAAUUCAUUAGUGGCUAAUGUUGAAUCAAUGAUCAAAGCAGACAGGAAGAUUACAUCGUUGAAACAACUUCAGGGUCAUAUAUGGAGAACUGGAUUUGAAAGGAAAGAACUGCAAGGGGUCGUGUUUGAGGAUGUUCCUGAGGCACUAAAGAACUGGCAUUCGAGCGGUACAAAGGUGUACAUAUACUCAAGUGGCAGUAGAGAGGCACAGAAACUACUGUUUGGACAUACAACCUAUGGUGAUCUGCGACAAUUUCUGUGUGGUUUCUUUGACACCACAACCGGAAACAAAAGAGAAGCAAGGAGUUACUUCGAGAUCUCUCAGUCACUUGGGGUUGACAAGCCAUCUCAAAUCUUAUUCAUCACAGAUGUCUUCCAAGAAGCCAUCGCUGCAAAGAGUGCAGGUUUCGAGGUAAUAAUCUCCAUCCGCCCCGGAAAUGCACCACUUCCUGAGAAUCAUGGUUUCCGGACUGUCAAUUUUUUCAGUGAGAUCUGACAAUUGUGCAAGAGAAGAACAGGCCGGGAAAUUACGUUUGGGUAUGUAGAGUGAGAGUGCUCUGUAACAGCAAUAUAACGCCUAGCAUGGCAUCAGAAUGCAAUAAAAACCAUGGUGGCAAAAUAAAAGGAAGAAAUGCAAGUAAAACAGAAUGCUCUCGAGGGCGUAAGAGCCUUUCUGUCAUUGUUAGUACGCCUGUAUCAUGUGCCAUCCGUUUAUGGUUCUGUAGCUCACUGCAACUGCAAAUAGAAUGAUAUCGUUGUGCAGGUUGAGCUCCCUUUGUUUAUUUUCUGGUCAUGUCGUGUCGUCGGUCGAAUUUAACUUGUUGGCGAUGUUUCCAAUUCUUAAGGUGAUUUCUUUGA
Brachypodium distachyon (stiff brome) is the source of this 2026-nucleotide messenger RNA. Its product is annotated as probable bifunctional methylthioribulose-1-phosphate dehydratase/enolase-phosphatase E1. The coding region runs from base 105 to 1664 and encodes 519 amino acids. The record is from RefSeq and is a predicted model, not a curated record. The transcript is spliced from 12 exons. NCBI's taxonomy places the organism in Eukaryota, Viridiplantae, Streptophyta, Magnoliopsida, Poales, Poaceae. Gene Ontology annotation, cellular component: cytoplasm. Gene Ontology annotation, molecular function: acireductone synthase activity; magnesium ion binding.